CUUCCCCAGGCCAAUUUAGCGCCUCGGCACCGGGGCGCUUGUUUUUCCGUUAACGGAUCACAGGGGCGCUUGGAAUUUGGCUUGCAUGUUGAUCUUAGCGCCGGGGCGCUUGCAUUUUGACUGCAGGAGAAACUUCUUAUCAACGUAAUAUAGCGCGUGCUACAUUGUCGUAUUGCGUCAUCGAUCAAUUAAUCUUGUGUUAUGACAGGAUGUGUCCGCUAAUAAUGCACAGUAUUUGUUGAUGUAAUUAAAGAGCAAUCUGUUUUCGAAGAACUUAGCAAUUAAUUGCUUUUGAUUGAAAUCAAUUAUCAGAUCAACGGUGAUUACGGAUUAUGGAUAAUUUAUGUUGCAAUAAGCGUGUGUUUUAUUGGUUCAUGGGAGGUGCUAAAUGCGAUGUGAUUUAGGCCGGGGAUGCUAUUUACACUACUGUAAAAUCACUUGUGACUGGUACACUGUCCGUUCUGCGGUAUCUGCAGACAAUGCCAUGGGAGGCCUACCAGAGUGCAGUGCAGAGGGUAGAGGACCUUCAGGCCAAAGGGUUCAACAUCAAGCCUCCUGCUGAACAAGAGACUGUCAACUUUAGAGAGAAGAUGCUGGCUGAGCACUUUGGACUUGUGGUUGACAAGACCCUUCAUGAGUGGUGCCAAGUUAGGGAAUCCAUUGCUGACAGUGGGCUUGCAGCAGACAAGGCCAUGGAGUGGGUUACCACAAAUUUGAACAUCAGCCACACCAACCUCUUCAAACUUGCUGCUGUGGGGCUGUUGAUCCCAACAUCAACAUCAGACUGUGAGCGUGGAUUUUCCACCCUCAAGAGGGUAAAAACAACACACAGGGCAUCUUUGAGCCCACCUGUUCUCAACCCCAUCCUUCCUGUUGGGAUGUUAGGACCACCAAUAGAAAAGGUCGAUAUCAACUCCAUGGUGAAAAUUUGGCACAAGGAGAAACCAAGGCGUAGCCAGCUCUAGGCAGUCAUAAUUAAUUGAUAUAAUGGCUUAUAAUAUUAUUGUUUUAAAUUUUUGUGCGAUAUAUAUUUUUCUGUUAAAGUUAUUUGAAAAGACAAUAAAAUAUGUUAAUACUGAACACCUUUUGCUUGACUUAACUCACAUUAAAUAUGCACCAAAAUACACCAUUCCUUUGUAAGGUUUCAAAAAAUUU
Ruditapes philippinarum (Manila clam) is the source of this 1155-nucleotide messenger RNA. RefSeq lists its product as uncharacterized. Gene Ontology annotation, molecular function: protein dimerization activity. The transcript has 4 exons. Bases 480 to 965 code for a protein of 161 amino acids. NCBI's taxonomy places the organism in Eukaryota, Metazoa, Mollusca, Bivalvia, Venerida, Veneridae. The record is from RefSeq and is a predicted model, not a curated record.